Strongylocentrotus purpuratus (purple sea urchin) is the source of this 1420-nucleotide messenger RNA. RefSeq names its product methylglutaconyl-CoA hydratase, mitochondrial (gene auh). Gene Ontology annotation, cellular component: mitochondrion. The record is from RefSeq and is a predicted model, not a curated record. Gene Ontology annotation, molecular function: enoyl-CoA hydratase activity. NCBI's taxonomy places the organism in Eukaryota, Metazoa, Echinodermata, Echinoidea, Camarodonta, Strongylocentrotidae. Gene Ontology annotation, biological process: fatty acid beta-oxidation. The transcript is spliced from 9 exons. Bases 121 to 1032 code for a protein of 303 amino acids.
UUCACGCCAAGCCGCGCCACCACUCACUGCACCGCAAGUCAGAACGUCAACAUAAAUUUGUACUUUUGUGUACAAACCGCGUUCGUACACACGUGGUACACAAAGAUCCUAGAGUAAAAAAUGGCGACUCAUCUGACAAAGUUAGUCCGCAUCGCCGGUGGUUUCACUGGUUUAAAUUCAAAGAUUUUAAACACCAGGCGGUUGCUGGUUCCUGUCUCUCGAAAUUUCAGCUCCCCUGCAGAUGACCUGAAAGUCAGCUACCUUGAUGAUGGAGGAAUUGUUGUACUUGGAAUGAACAGACCUGCAAACAAAAAUGCAAUCAGCAGAAAUCUUUUAAAUCUGUUUGAAGAUGCAGUUGCCAAAGUCAGGUUUGAUAAUAAUGUGAGAGUACUCAUUAUAAGGAGUGAGGCCCCUGGAAUAUUCUGUGCAGGAGCCGAUUUGAAGGAGAGAAUACAGAUGACCCAGGAGGAAGUUGGGCCUUUUGUUGCCAAAUUACGGCAGGCAAUCCUUUCCUUUGGGGACCUUCCAAUGCCAACCAUAGUGGCCCUGGAUGGCGUUGCCGUGGGCGGUGGCCUAGAGAUGGCCCUGUCAUGUGACCUUAGGGUUGCUGCUUCGUCUGCUAAGAUGGGUCUAGUCGAAGCCAAACUUGCCAUCAUCCCAGGUGGAGGUGGAACUCAGAGGUUACCCCGGCUAGUGGGCCCAUCCAUUGCCAAGGAACUCAUGUUCACUGGGAGGGUUCUAGACGGAGAGGAGGCAGCACGCAUCGGACUGGUCAACCACUGCGUUGAGCAAGACGAUAGCCAGGAAGCCGCGUACAAGCGAGCCUUGGAGCUUGCUAGAGAGAUUGCAACUCAGGGUCCCAUUGCUCUGAGAAUGGUCAAGAAAGCAGUAGACAAGGGUGUAGAGGUGGAUUUGGCAUCUGGACUUGCAUUUGAAGAGGCAUACUAUGCUCAGGUGAUUCCAACCAAAGAUCGUAUGGAAGGCUUGAUGGCAUUCAAGGAGAAGAGGAAGCCAAAUUUUAAAGGAGAAUAAUUCAUUUGACAUGCGAAAGCUACCCCAUUGGCAUGGCGAUUAGCGACGACCAGGGUAUCGGUCACAAGAAGAAUGAUUGAUUCUUGCAAACGUCAUCUCAAUUCUCUGCUCUGGGCCUGUGGCCAGUUUCUAGAAACGGUUGCAAGUCUAAAGUUCAUGGACAUCUCAUAAAAAAACAAUUUAAACACCCGUUUCUGUUGGUUGUCCACAAACUUCGACAUGUGAUGAAUUUGAGAAACUGGCUUCUGACAACUAUGGAUGGAUCAGGGUUUUUUUGAUAAAUAUUUAUCUAAAGUCAGAUGCCAUCAUAUUGCCAUUCUGAUGAGAUCAAAGUAUUCAGAAUGAUUCGUCCGAUAUCUUGACGCUAUUCCAUUGUCAUGGCGUCGGG